AUAGUGAAGCCCAAAUACUUCGGUGACGGUGAGUUCCCAAAUUCGAAUUUGAAGAGCCCAAUUCAUUUUUUCCCAAAUGACUAACCUACUAUGCAACGAGGAGCGAAGGAGUCAGAGAGGCAUAAACCGCCGCUGAAGUGAAGGUCACUCGGCGGCGGGAGUUUCUGGCUCUGCCUUUGCCCGGAGCUUCUCUGCGCUUGAAGCGAUGGCGAAAGGCGACGAUUCAAUUCGGAGGAAGAAGAACAAGGAGCAUCGAAAAAAGCUUGGAAAGGAGUCUUCCGCGGUCUCUUCUCGCGUCGCUGCCAUUAUCGCCGCCAAGAAGCGUCGCAAGUCAGGCAAACGCCGUAUCUGCGAGGGAAUGUGUUUUAGUCUUCCUACUCUUGAUGAUCCCUUCAAUGACAGACAUGGAAAAAAGGAUUUGAGAAGACAGGAAGCUAAGAAAUGCGUGCCUUUGCAAGCAGCUGGCAAGAUAUCUAUGAAUGGGAAGACUGCUUCUCUCAAGAAAGGAAAUCUUGGCAGGAACAGUAUAAACGUUUGUCAUGAAGAACAGAAAAAGGGGGAGGAUAAGGCACUGGAUAAGGAGAAGAGUAACCUUUCCAAGUUAGGACAAACAAAGAUCCAGCUAAUUGGGGAGACUAGUGUACAUGCAAAACAAUUACAGACCAGUGAAAACUCAGGUUGUCCGUCAAAGUUUCUUCUUAUGUGCUUGAUUUCGAUACAGAAUGCAUUGCAGCAAAAUGGUACCUAUAAUGGUGCAGAGGACAAGCCUUUGUUUGCUAAUGCAUGGGGAGUUGAGUUCUGGAAGGGUUAUUCAGUUGGAAAGGACAUACUGGAGACAAGCGGAUCUAGUCUGACAAUAGAGCAAGUUGCAUGGAUAGCUUCUACUGCUGCUGAUACUAUUGCAAGAAAGGAGAAAGAAGGUCUAUCAUUCACCAGCCCCUUUCUUUUAUUCCUUGUACCGUCUCAAGAGAAGGCAACAAAGGUACGAUCCGUGUGCAAGCCUUUGAAGGCACAUGGAAUACAUACAGUGAGUUUACAUCCUGGUGCCUCCUUAGAUCACCAAAUUCAUGGAUUAAAGAGUUGUGAGCCUGAGUUCCUUGUGUCCACACCUGAGAGGCUUUUGGAGCUUAUUGCCUUGAAUGCUGUAGAUAUAUCAGGGGUCUCUGCGCUGGUUGUUGAAGCACUGGAAACUCCUGUUAAAGGCUGUUACAUUGAGAUGAUAAAAUCUGUUCGGCAAUUUAUUCCUGGGAGUCCACAUACUGUGGUUUUCAGUGAUUGCUUGAGUUGUGCAUCCGUUAACCUGGUGCAAAGUCUUCUGACAAGAUUGAUCUGUAGGUUAUUUCUUAAUGGAUCUAUUACUAGUCAAAGUGCAUGCAUCCACCAGUGUGUACACGUCUUUGCCUCACAAGAAGAAAAACUAUCACAGGGGAUCCAAGUUUUAGAUGAAGCUUGUGGGAGUCAAUUGUCCCAGUUUUGCAAGAUGCUUGUAAUAAUUGGGAAAGACAGCAAAAUUCAUAAACUUGUUGCUGCCCUUAAAUCGAAGGGCUAUUCCAUUUCCUCCAAUUCAGUUUCUGAUAAUUCAGCUGCAGAAGAGAGCAAAAGAAGUCCUGCAGUCUCUUUGAUCAAUGUAGAGCACAUCAAUGCCACUGAUUUAGAGGAAUAUGAAGUUGUAAUAAUUCCUGAUUUUGCACUAUCAAUUCACAUUUAUGUCCAAGUUCUGACAAGGAUGGCCCGCCACUCCGUCAAUGGUGUGCUGUUGAGCUUUUUAACUCCAGAGGAUGCAUUGCUCGCGGGACCUCUGAUAGAUACCCUUGAGCAGUGUGGACAGGCUGUCCCUGAAUCCCUAAGAAACAUGUGUCACUCUACAUCAUCCAUGUUGGAAAGGAAUUUCACCUCGACAAGAUCAUUAUCUGUAGGAAGAACUUGAAGUUGUGAAUUAUGAAAUCACUUGUUAGCACUGAAGGAGCAGUAGUCAUCACGUAUAAAUACGGUUGCUGGGCUUAAAAGUUUGAGUCACUACAGAUCUUAAGCUCAUCCAAAUACAGGAUAAUUAACUACUCACUUCAGGGUAUAAAAUUGAAGGCAGUUACAGUUAAAAUAAAUUAUACUCUGAAGUCUAAAUUCCCCAUCUAUGUGUAUCCAAUGGUACCCCAUUUUUUUAAAUUUAUUUAUUUAGAAGGAAGAAAAUGUUGUGGGUUGGGUGAGUGGGGAAGCGUAGCGUAUGUAUAUUUGGACAUCUCACCUUCUAAUUUGUAUGACGGCGGGCGCAGUUCACGACCGUUGAGCCAUUUAAUCACAAUAAUUGCAGCCUUCUUUCCUUUAUUUA
Molecule: messenger RNA, 2326 nt
Organism: Malania oleifera
Lineage: Eukaryota; Viridiplantae; Streptophyta; Magnoliopsida; Santalales; Ximeniaceae
Product: ATP-dependent RNA helicase DBP3
Exons: 8
Coding region: 206-1927 (573 amino acids)
Biological process (GO): P-body assembly; cytoplasmic stress granule assembly
Cellular component (GO): P-body; cytoplasmic stress granule
Molecular function (GO): mRNA binding
Source: RefSeq, a predicted model, not a curated record